AUGGACUACUCAGAGAAUUUGGUCAGGAUAGUUGUGGUUUUUGUAACAAGAGAAUUUUUAGACAAAGACAAAGACUUUGAGACCUUUAAGACCAGAUCUGACAGUGAUAGUGAAAUUACAUACAGUAGUAUCAUGGAGUUUUCAGCAAAAGAGAUUGACAAUAUUGUCACAGCUUUUAAAGAAUUAGAUGUUAAACCAAAUGUAGAUUCACCUCAAAGUUUUAUCGAUUGGAUGGUUUGGCACUAUGAAGUUCGAUGCUUAAUGCAAGAAGGAUAUCCUACAGAUAAAAUACUUCAAGCCAUUCGACAGUCCCUGAAAGGAGAAGCCAGCAGAACUGUCAUGAACCUAGGUGUCGAAGCAACUCUAUCAGACAUUCUCGCUAGGUUGGACAGUGUAUAUGGACUUGUCGAUAGGGCUGAGGCUAUUCUUGCUGAUUUCUAUUCAGCACGACAGAAACCCAGUGAAAAUGUUACAUCAUGGAGUUGUAGGUUGGAGGACAUUAUGUGUAAAGUAUGUCAGACUAAGGACAUUGACCAUACAGAAAGGAAUUUAAUGCUACACAACAUGUUAUGGAUUGGACUCAAACCUUCACUGAAGCACAUAACUGGAUAUCUGUACGACAGCAUUCAAAGUUUCGAUGAACUGUUAGUGGCUUUGAGGAGAGUGGAACAAGAACACUUGGUUGAUAGUGAUUGUCCUACGCAAAACAGAAAUCUUAUGGAGUCAGAGGAGAAACAGAAUUCACACAAGAGACAGAAAUCUGUGAAAAAGAAAGACACUAAUGACAAUGUGAGUUCUACCACCAUGCAGAUGUCCAUGAAGUCAGACACAGAUAAUUCUAUCGUAAAUAGGCAGGAUCAUGAACAAAUGAACAUUGGAACUGUGUCAUCGUCAUCCUAUGUACCAUAUGAUAAUCCAAACCAUUAUACAGUGAAUGAACCUGUGUGUUACAAAUGUGGACAACAUGGUCACAUUGCGAUUGGAUGUCGAGUAAUUACGCACCACAAGAGACGACCCUACUACACUCGGAAGUCUUCAGAACGAGGAUACAUACAUCAGCAGUAUACACCAUCCUCAAAGACUUACAAUAAGAAAUCAUCAUUGAUUGGAGAGUGUAAUGAAGUGUCCGUCAAGAUUUUUGAUGUUGCAACCACUGCACUACUUGACACUGGAUCAACCGUCUCUACCAUCAGUGAAACUUUCUACAAGGAACAUUUCCCUGAAAUUCCCUUGCAAUCUUUAGACUUUGCAUUGAAUGUGGAAUGUGCAGAUGGACUACAACUUCCAUAUUCAGGAUACAUUUCACUGGAUGUACAGAUAUCGGGAAUUUCAUCAUUCCCCUUACUGAAUAACUGUUUGUUCCUGGUUGUUCCACAGAGUGCGUAUAAUUUGAAGGUUCCUGUUCUUAUUGGGACAAACCUACUGUGCAUCAUAAUGGAGACUACCAAGGAUAUGUAUGGAAACCAAUUUUUACAGAGAGCAGACAUGUAUACGCCAUGGUACCUGUCCAUGAGAUGCUUGGUAAUGCGUGAAAGAGAACUUGCCAAGAACAGAGACAUUCUAGCUUUCAUCAGAUCAGCAGAGAGUAGGAAGAUAACUAUACCUGCCAACAGUGAAGUUGUAAUUAAUGGUUACCUGGACAAGAAAGUUAAUUAUGAACCAGUGUGUGCUAUUGUACAACCAACAACUUCAUCGUUUAUUCCUGAUGAUUUGGAUAUUUCCCCUACUCUUGUCUCAUACCAUUACCAAAAUACUGAACUAGUGCCUAUCCACAUAACGAACGUAUCAACUAGGACAGUUACAGUUCCACCAAAAGCGUUAUUAUGUGAACUCCAGCCUGUUACAGUGGAAAGUCAGAAGCAGUUUACUGGAGAGAAAAUGCCAGAUUUUGACAUCAUGGAAAAGAUAAAGAUUGAAGAUAGUAACUUGGAUGCAACAGAACUACAGAAAGCAGUUCGACUAAUAAAGACAUACAAUGAUGUAUUUUCCAAAAAUGAUGAGGACAUUGGACUUACAGCAAGAGUGAAACAUCAGAUAGAACUUACAAAUACAGUGCCAUUCAAACAGCGACACAGAAAGAUUCCAAUCAAUAUGAUUGAUGAACUGAGGAAUCACAUACAACAACUUCUAACAAGUGGUGUCAUCAGGAGAUCAAGGUCACCAUGGGCCAGUAAUGUGGUGUUAGUGAGGAAGAAGAGUGGUCAACUAAGGAUGUGCAUUGACUACAGACAGUUAAAUCAGAGGACAGUAAAGGAUGCGUAUGCUCUUCCUAGAAUUGAUGACAUCUUAGAUUCUCUUCAUGGUAACAAAUAUUUCACAGUCCUUGACAUGAAGAGUGGUUAUCAUCAAAUAGAGAUAGAGGAAAAGCACAAGGAGCGCACAGCCUUCACUGUAGGCCCACUUGGAUUCUUCGAGUAUGAACGAAUGCCAUUUGGAUUAGCCAAUGCGCCCGCCACCUACCAACGGCUGAUGGAAGACAUAUUUGCAGAUCUUAACCUUAGUAUUUGCCUAAUUUACUUGGAUGAUAUUAUCGUGUUUUCAAGGACAUUUGAGGAUCAUCUCGAGAGGCUAGACAAAGUUUUACAAAGAAUACGGAAUUCUGGAUUAAAACUAUCACCAUCCAAAUGCCAAUUCUUCAAAACUAAGGUUAAAUAUGUUGGACAUAUUAUUUCUGCAGAGGGAAUAUCACCAGACCCAGACAAAGUGGAUAAAGUGAAGUCAUGGCCAGUACCAAGAACACCCGAGGAAGUACGAAAAUUUUUAGGAUUCAUUGGCUAUUAUCGGAAAUUCAUUAAGAAUUUUUCCAAAAUUGCCAGACCACUUACAGAUUUAACACCUAGUCCACAGUCUUCAAAGAAAAGAAGAAAACAACAGAUAUCAGUGACAUGGAAAUGGGGUAAAGAUCAACAAGAGGCUUUUGAUGUUCUACGCCAGCACUUAACAUCACCGCCCAUACUUGGCUAUCCAGACAUGACACUGCCAUUUGAACUUCAUACUGAUGCAAGUUCCAGAGGACUUGGUGCCAUUCUUUACCAAGAACAGAACGGGAUGAAGCGAGUCAUUGGAUACGCUAGUAGAGGACUUACACCUGCAGAACGAAAUUACCCUGCCCAUAAGCUUGAGUUUUUGGCUUUGAAAUGGUCCAUCACAGAGAAGUUUAAGGAUUAUUUAUAUGGAUCCAAAUUUACUGCUAUUACAGACAACAACCCAUUAACUUACAUCCUUUCCAAUGCCAAAUUAGACGCAACAGGCCACAGAUGGGUUGCAGCAUUAUCUGCCUAUGAUUUCGACAUCAAAUACAGACCAGGGAAGAACAACGCAGCGGCAGAUGCAUUAUCACGAUUGGAGCCUAACAGUACAGAAAUGGUUACCAUCUCAUCUGAUUCUAUCAGUGCCAUCAGCAAGUUACAAACAACACCUUGCAUAGAAUCAAUUUCCAUCUCAGAACGACCACUUGCCCAGUUACAAGAUCCACAUGGCUUGAUGAGGUUUGAUAUUGCAAAGGCUCAACAAGAUGACCCUGAACUAUUACCCUGGAUACAGAGUAUUUAUGAUGGAUACAAGCCAAAGAAGAGUGAGUUAUCAGGAUCCUUUGCAGACACCAUAUUGUUUAGAAACUUUGACAAACUAAAGCUAAUUAACAACAUCCUGUACAGAGAAGUUAAGGUGGAUGAGAACAAAGUCAAUCAGCUUGUUGUACCCUCAAACUUAGUAGGCCAUGUACUGAAGUCUCUACACAACAACAUGGGACAUCCUGGAAGAGAGAAGACAUUAGGUUUACUUAGGGAUAGAUUCUUCUGGCCUGGACAGUACAAGGAUGUAGAAAACUGGAUUACAGAAUGUAGAAGAUGUAUACUUAGGAAAACACCGGCCCAGGACAAAGCUGAACUUACCAACAUCAUCACCUCGCAGCCGCUUGAACUGGUGUGUAUGGAUUUCCUGUGUUUGGAGAGAAGUAAGGGAGGUUAUGAAAAUGUACUUGUGAUAACGGAUCAUUUUACCCGUUUUGCCAUCGCCGUACCAACUAGAAACACAACAGCCAGAACAACAGCGGAAGCAUUUUUCAACAAUUUUAUAGUACACUAUGGACUCCCCAAACGCAUUCAUUCUGAUCAAGGUGCAAACUUUGAGAGUAAACUUAUCAAGGAAUUAUGUCAACUUUUCGGCAUUUCAAAAUCAAGAACUACACCAUACCACCCGAUGGGGAAUGGACUUUGUGAGCGCUUUAACAGGACUUUAAUAAACAUGUUAGGAACAUUAGAACAAUCAAGAAAAGCAGACUGGAAAUCUUACAUAGCUCCCAUUGUACAUGCAUACAACUGCAUGAAACAGGAAACUACAAAAUUUUCGCCUUAUCAUCUUAUGUUUGGAAGAGAACCUAAUCUGCCAAUUGACAUUGAAUUUGGAUUAGAUAAAGGAAAUCAGAAAUCAGCAUCCCUUACAAAGUACAUAGACAACUUGAAAGAGCGACUAAGGAAAUCUUAUCAGUUGGCAUCAGAAGCUGCAAGAAAAUCACAGCAAAGACAAAAGGACAACUAUGAUCUUAAAUCCAGAGGAGCUGUAUUAGAAGUUGGUGACAGAGUCCUGGUUAAGAUUGUGGCCUAUGAUGGACGUCAUAAACUUGCAGACAAAUGGGAAGAAGAACCCUAUCUGGUGAUUAGCCAACCAAAUGAAGGGAUCCCUGUCUACAAAGUUCAGAGAGAAGACGGUGCUGGUAGAGUAAGGAUACUUCAUAGAAACCUACUCUUACCCAUUGGACAUGUUACAGAGUUUCAACCAAAGGUAGAUUCCAAACAAGAGAAACCUAUUCCAGCAAUGCGGAAACCUACACCAAAGCCAAGGACUAGACAGAACAAGAGGGAAAACGGUGACACACAGUCCACUGUCGAUACCCAGUCAGAUACAGAUGAUGAAGAAGCAGUCUAUAUAACAAUACCAGAUGGAACACAACGUCAUCACAUUGAUGCCCCUAACAUUGUGUUACCUGAAGUUGAGACGGAAAUUGGGAUUGUUGAUGAAGAUCUCCAAACAGUUGGGGACGCCCAUCAGAUUGGAGAAGAUAUAUUGCAAGAGAAUGCAGAUAAAGAGACUGCUAUGGAACCUGCACCACAAGCAGAUGAUCCAGAAUCUGAAGCUGAACCAGCACCUGUUAUUGAACAGGAAGAUAAAGUUGAACUAGCAGAAGAAGCUGAACCAGCAGAAGAAGCUGAACCAGCAGAUGAAAGUGAACCAGGAUUAGAUGACAUAAGUUCACCUGUUGCUGCUCCACGCAGGUCAACCAGGCCUAGAAGAGAGCCAGAUUGGUUAAGAAGUGGAAAUUAUGUGCGAUUACAACAGGCGAAUAUUGAUCCGCAUUGGUCUGAGAAAGCAAAGUUACUACAGAACAUUCUUCAAGAUGAAAGAUGUCAAGGAUUUGAACGAGUUUUGGUGGUUCUGAGUUGUUCUCAGAUGGACUACUCAGAGAAUUUGGUCAGGAUAGUUGUGGUUUUUGUAACAAGAGAAUUUUUAGACAAAGACAAAGACUUUGAGACCUUUAAGACCAGAUCUGACAGUAAGUAUAAAGUUUAA
This is a messenger RNA of Saccostrea echinata, 5568 nucleotides long. RefSeq lists its product as uncharacterized. Bases 1 to 5568 code for a protein of 1855 amino acids. Lineage: Eukaryota; Metazoa; Mollusca; Bivalvia; Ostreida; Ostreidae. Gene Ontology annotation, biological process: DNA integration; proteolysis. The transcript has 4 exons. The record is from RefSeq and is a predicted model, not a curated record. Gene Ontology annotation, molecular function: zinc ion binding; nucleic acid binding; aspartic-type endopeptidase activity.